AUGUCGAGAGAAAUUUUACUAGAUGAAACUAUUUGUAAAGUUCUCUUAAGUGGGCUUAAAUUAAUUUUUCCUGAACGUUUUUCCUAUAAAUCUAGCGUCAUUAUAUCCAAACAGAUAGUGGCUCUUAUAGAGACAGAGAUAGUAUCUCAAAGCAAUAUCCCUUCAGCCUCUAAAGAUUUAUCUUUGGAUGAGUCCAGUCUAGAGGAGGA
This is a messenger RNA of Funneliformis caledonium, 209 nucleotides long. Lineage: Eukaryota; Fungi; Glomeromycota; Glomeromycetes; Glomerales; Glomeraceae. The record is from the annotation of a GenBank genome assembly.